Messenger RNA from Arabidopsis thaliana (thale cress), 362 nucleotides. RefSeq lists its product as uncharacterized. The transcript is spliced from 3 exons. Bases 5 to 121 code for a protein of 38 amino acids. NCBI's taxonomy places the organism in Eukaryota, Viridiplantae, Streptophyta, Magnoliopsida, Brassicales, Brassicaceae. The record is from RefSeq and is marked reviewed.
GAUAAUGUCUAUCUUGUUCGAUAGGCUAUCAAGUGGCAAUUCAUAUCUCAAUUUGGAGAUGGGAACAUUAAUGUGCAGUAUUUCAAGAGAAGUUUUUGGCUCAGUAAGCAAAAGGAAAUGAGGGGUUGUGUCUCCUUCUUCAUGUAGAUAUCUUUGAGGUCCAGAGAACAAAAAUUUCGAAGGUGAUUUUGUAGCCAAAAUCAUAUGAGAGGUCAGAUAUCUCUCCCUCUAAUUUCAUGUCUAUUGUGUCAUGCAUAAGUUCAUCUAUUAUGUCUUGACUUGUUAGGGUUACUCACACUAUCUAGAAACACACACGUUCACAGACAUAACAAACACAACAAACACAAUGCACUCAAACUCAG